CAAUAUACCACACUGUCGUCCAGGCCAACAAAGCUGUGGUGGAACUCCGGAUGGAAUAAAAUGUACGGAAUGUGAGGAUAGGUACUAUUCUGAUGGAUACGAUAAUGGAUGUAAAGAAUGCACAACUUUCCCCGAUUGUCGUAAUCUGACUUGUACAAACACCGGUAACUCCAUAUGCCACGAAUGCAUUCCUGGAAAAACAUUGUCAACUGAUGGCAAGAUAUGUAUAGAUAUCAUGUCAGGGGCGCGAAUAAAAUGUUUUGACACUUGUAUUGUCGUAUUUCAACGCAGGGAAACAUGGGAAGAUGCCGAGGCCGUGUGUAAAGCUAGAGGUGGACAUUUAUUUGUACCAGAAACAUCAGAACAGGAAUCAUCAGUCAGCACUUACUUGGAGGCUGUAUACAGUAAUGGAAGAGAUACAAACUUCUGGAUUGGAGGACAGAUCCUUGAAACUAACCAGGAACAAUGGUUGAGCGAUAGAGUAGUAAACUAUCCCUAUCUCUGGGGAAUUACAAAGCCUACAGCAACUGAUGAGCCUUUGUGUAUUGCCAUGGAUCCAACCAAAAGCUUCCGGUGGACAGCAUAUUCAUGCAACAACCCAUCAUUCUUCCUUUGUGAAGAAAAGACACCAUAUGAGUCUCGUAUUUUUGGUUAAACACAUAUGCACGGAAAAGGACUGCAUUAACUCUGUCUGCACAUACGUGAUUUUGUGUGUUCUAAUAUUAUUUUUUUAAAGACAAUUGUAAGAUAUAUAGCCAUUUAUUAUUCAAAACGAGAUCAAACAUUGUUAACAUUUUACUAACUAGAAUUUAAAAACGAGAGUUUUUGUUAUUUUGCAUAUUUUGUUGACUUUCUGCGAAUAAAAGUAUAUCAGUUUUUAACUGAAUAAAAAUUAUAAAUACA
Mercenaria mercenaria is the source of this 903-nucleotide messenger RNA. Its product is annotated as snaclec B7-like. Gene Ontology annotation, biological process: biological process involved in interspecies interaction between organisms. Gene Ontology annotation, molecular function: carbohydrate binding. Lineage: Eukaryota; Metazoa; Mollusca; Bivalvia; Venerida; Veneridae. Bases 236 to 655 code for a protein of 139 amino acids. The transcript is spliced from 7 exons. Gene Ontology annotation, cellular component: external side of plasma membrane. The record is from RefSeq and is a predicted model, not a curated record.